Varanus komodoensis (Komodo dragon) is the source of this 3267-nucleotide messenger RNA. RefSeq names its product ubiquitin associated protein 1 like (gene UBAP1L). NCBI's taxonomy places the organism in Eukaryota, Metazoa, Chordata, Lepidosauria, Squamata, Varanidae. The coding region runs from base 142 to 1482 and encodes 446 amino acids. The transcript has 6 exons. The record is from RefSeq and is a predicted model, not a curated record. Gene Ontology annotation, molecular function: ubiquitin binding. Gene Ontology annotation, cellular component: ESCRT I complex. Gene Ontology annotation, biological process: ubiquitin-dependent protein catabolic process via the multivesicular body sorting pathway.
GCAGUUCAUGAAUGAUAACACAUGCCUUGUAAAUUCCUUUGAGCUUAAAACACUUCAUAAAAGUUUCACUGGAAAGCAGACCUGCUGGAUACCCAAGACCGAUAAGAAUCAGAUUUGCAGCUGAUUCAAAAGAGUGUAAACAUGGUUGCUGGGAGUUGCCUGGAAGACGUUCCCUUCAGAAUGACCGUCAGCUUCAUAGAUAGCUCAGUGGGAGAGGAGAAAGUCCUGAAUGGACCCGAGUUGGAGAUGCCCAACUGCACCAAGCUCCUGAUGUGCAUGAUGCCCGACUUUUCGCUAGAGAGAAAGGUGCUGUAUUGGGUAGACUCUGCGUCCCAGCAAGAGAGUUCCCGGGAUGACGUCGCCGCCGGUGUUGCCCCUACUGCUCCACCCUGCUGGCUCCUCCUGGUAGACCCUAAAGAGAACUUUGCUGCUGGGAGUAGCAAGGCCAAGGAUGAGGCCCCCGUCCAGGGAGCUGUAACCCUGGGCCCCGCAACCGGGAAAGGGAGGCAGGCGGGAAGAACUGGCGAGGGCCUGGACCCUGAGGAGCAGGGGGGCUCUGAAGGCGAGGACUCAUCCCCGACCACAUCCGGAGAGAGCGAUGGAGAGGAGCCGCUCUCGGCCAACGCCAGGCACAUUCCCAGCACGUUGCCCCGGUUCCUAAGCCUGCCCCAGUGCCGACCAAAGACCUCGCCCAUGCCGCUGGCUGGCCCCUCAGAGGGCAGCUGCCCCAAGCCGCCCCUGCUCAGACAGCGGCAGUCCAUGCUUUUAUUUCACAACGUGAAGGACGAGUGGAAAGGGGCCAAAGAGAAGCUCUCCGCUUUCAUGCACCCUUCGAGCCACGCUCCACCGAAGCCCACCCUGGCUGCCCGCGCUUUCUCCCUCCACCAGCGCUCACGGAGCAGCAGGACUCUCCGGUACGGCUCUCCCUCCGACGUGCCCCUGGCGGGAACGCUCACCCCCACUCCGCCCCACCGCCGGCCCCUCGCUGCUGCAGGAUUCGUUCCCCCGAUCCGGACGCACAAGCCCACAAUCGCAUCCCUCAGUCCUUAUUCUUGCCUCCCACCCACUCGUGGGGCCCAGCAGCCUCUUGGUUCCCACGGAAGUCAUCCUGACUCGACAGCUGACCUGCUUUCGGCACUCAGCCAAGAGGAACGUGACCUCAUCGAGCCGGUUUUAGCCCUGGGCUAUCCGAUACGCCGGGCGAUCCUCGCUCUCCAGAAAACGGGGCGACAAAGCUUGGGGCAGUUUCUCCGCUACCUUAGUGCCUGUGACAAGCUUUUGAACCAGGGUUAUGAAGAGGCACAGGUGGAGGAAGCCAUGGAAAUGUUCCAGAACUCGGAAAAGAAGGCUGCAGAAUUCCUUCACCUCCUGGCCCAGUUCGACGACAUGGGCUUCCCGCAAGCCGACAUCAAAGAAGUCCUCCUGCUGUGCGAGAACCACCGAGACAGGGCCCUGGAGGAGCUCAUGCUGCGGACACAGUGAGCGCAGCCCCAGUUCGGCUCUAAGAAGGGCAGCGAACCGCAGGGCGCCCGGCCUCCUGGCUCGGAACUUGCUUCGAAUGCAAGACCCUCCCUGGCGCAGCCACCCUCGGCCCCGUUCAGCUCCCGGUUCCAACUUGGCACGCAGAAGUCCUCCGGGGACCGCAUGAGCAGCUCAGGAAGGAGGAAGUCAGGCGGCCGCCUGCCGCUCUUUUUCCCUGGCUCCUGGCACAGACGGUGCUUUUCCGUGAUAGCACCUCCACCUUUCUUGGAUGAGGGUUCAGCUGCUCCUGGACUCACUCCAGAGGUGGCUUUAUCGCUACCCCUACCUUGCUGGGACCAGAAGACAGGAAUGGGAGGCUGGGCCCUGCGCCUCCCAGCUCAGCCCGUGGCUGACCUCACCCCAGCGUCAGUAUGAAAAAGGUGUAAGAAACAAGACAGAACCCCAUGGUCCCCCACACGGGCCACAGGAACCCAAGCUGCGCGAUCUGUGCGCCACGCAUCCACCCACAAGCGAAUCUGUCACGCUGACAGACAGAGCCAGGACCCUUGCAACCGAAAUGGCUCCCAUAAUUUCCAGCCUCAGGAUGACUCUGUAGAAUAACAUUAUUGAAGCCUGUUUCAGUUGCAUGGGCAAUGCCUUGAUUUGUCUGAUGGAGAAAUCGCAUUUUAGCGGCUUCUACUUGAAGGCUGUCUGGUCCUAAGUGUUGGCUGGAAAGUGGAUUGAGCGCAACCGAGUCCUGGAAGGGUGUGUGCGCGCUUGCUCUGCAGCACCUCCAGUUCCCCUCUGCCUGGAGCCUGUUGGCCUUUCACGACAAGGCCUGCUGUGCUGGAAUACCAGGACUGGCUUCCGCAACUGGAAGCCCCCCCGCAAUCAAGGGCUAGUACAUUGCACACACAGCGCCUCGGGGAAGGCAGGAUCGAUCGAUCGGGUCUCUGCUGCAGCCACCUUCCCAUCAGUCUUCUGCCUCCCCCACCUCUGUUUGCCCUGUGCUCAGGUGCACCACCUAAGCCCCCACACUCACCUGUCUGCAUAGCAGGGAUGGAGGGCAGAGUCCUUCUAUUUGCAUUUUAAUGCAGACUCACCCAAUGUGGAGGCUGCACCCGCAAACCUCUGUGUGAACAAAGAAAACUCUGCUUAACCUUCCAAAUGUGCAGUUCUCUGAAUUUCAUAACAACAUUCUCCCAUCAAAAAGUGCAGGCAAAAAUUGUACCAUAGGGGCUAAAACAUUCAAAAAUAACAUGCACAUAUCAGGGGGGAAAUGUUUCUUUGAUGCAAAACUGCCUACAAAAUCCAUGUAUUUGGAGCACCAAAACUGUUUAUGAGAAUUCCGGGAAAUUUUAAAAGGAGAAUUCUUAAAGUUUGGGAUGAAUUGAAAAUUGGAGAAAUGAGAGAAAACAGAAGCGACAGAUUCAGCUGUUCCUAUUGCAAAGGAUUCCAUGAUUGCGCUUGGCUAUAAUUACCUCAAUAGCUGUGUCCUAAUUAGAACUCUGGAUUUGAAAUAAGGAGGGAAAAAACAUGUUUGCAAGUAGGAGCAGUUCUUUAUUUGCCCCACGACUGCGGACAAAUUAGAGUUGUUCCCUUAGACAAAACUAUGUACUUAUCUGCAUCUAGCGUAUUUGUUUUCGCCAAGCUUUUUUUUAAAAAAAGGGAACUUGUGUCUCAUAUUAAAAGAAACAGGUAAAACAACUCUGAGAGCAACAAAACAGAAGAAAACAAGCAUCCUUUGUGGUCCUGUAGGUACCUGAUACAGCCCAUUUUUUUCCUCAAAUAAAGGACUCACUUCUA